AUGAAGCUAUACACAUUCCUGCCAUGUAUUGCCAUUUCGGCUUGGGCUAUCUCGCCAGGCAAUGCCGCUACUAAGGCCUACAAGACAUGCCGCAAGCUUCCAAAAGAUCCCGAUUGGCCAAGUCCUGAAAUAUGGGAGGCAGCACUAACAGGUGUGAUCCCGAUACAGGCCAAUUCUACGACUGGUCCUCUCCCAAAUUAUCGAUUCCGUGCACACUCUAUUGAAGAGGUCCAGGAUGCCGUACGGUUUGCCACAGAACACAACAUCCGCCUGGCCGUUGUCACUACAGGGCAUGACCAGCUUGGCCGGAGCGACGCUGGGUCAGGUCUUCUGCUUGAUCUGUCUUUCCUGAGAGGCAUCAAGGUUCACGAAUCUUUCAUUUCAACUGAGAGUGGUACAGACAGGCUAGACCACACGGAGGAGCCCAAUGUCAUCAUUCCAGUUCCGGGGGUUCAAGCUGCUGCUACGUUUGGACCGGCGGCAGCUGGACUCUAUCUCAACUACGCACUUGAUCCCUCUGGCUUAUUCAGCAUGAGUGGAGCUGCAGCCACCGUGGCUAUAGCUGGAGGAUGGGGCCAGAAUGGCGGCUAUGGGCCACUCACCUCUCAGUACGGGCUCGGAGUCGAUCAGUGGCUGGAAGCCAAAGUAGUUACACCUGACGGGCAGCUUCGCAUCGCAAACGACAAAAUCAACAGGGACCUAUUCUGGGCCAUUCGUGGUGGAGGCGGCAGUACAUUCGGCGUCGUAGUCGAAGCCACCUGGAAGGUUUAUCCUACAGUCCCUAUGACCGGCUUCAACUGGUGGAUCAACUCAACUAUUACAGGUCCAAAUUCGACUGACUACGAAACUGGCCGAACACCGAUGAGCGAGGCUAUGGAGUACUUCUUGUCCGAGUUACCGGGCCUUCAAGAGAAGGGCAUCACGGCUUAUAUUUAUGCCUCACCGAGCAGCGUUCGAUGUUACGCUAUACAUCCAGCAGAUCGUUCUGGCGUAGCCAAUGCAAACGCCGUAUGGGGUCCGAUUUUGUCUAAAAUGCAGGCAUUCCCAGGAAUGACUCCUUUUCAGUCGCGGCCUUACGACUUUGUCGAUUACAAGAACUUCUUCGACACAACUUACGGCCCGCUUCCAAAUCCAGGGGAUGAGCCCGCCCCGCCUUACAAUCGCGGCAUCGUCACCUUUGACAGUCGAUUACUCGGCGCCGAGCACUUCCGCAGUCCCAACAUAACCAUUGCGUUACGGGAAACAAGAGGCAGCUAUGGUAUUCUGGUUUGCUCGCCCGGUGGGAGAUUCGGAGAUGGAUCUGAGACCUCAAACAACCCGGGAUGGCGGAAGGCUGUCGCGCUCGUCGUUGGCUACAAGACGAAUACAACCAACGUAGACGGGCUACGGCGUCUCGCUCCCUAUAUGGGGACAUAUAUCAACGAGGCGAGUACAGAACAGGAGCACUGGACUUCAGCAUUCUGGGGCACGAAUUACCCGCGCCUUUCUAAGAUAAAAUCUGAGAUCGAUCCAAAUAUGAUGUUCUGGAUUAGUCCUGGAAUCAAUGCCGACCACAUGGAAGUGGUCGAUGGGCGUGCUUGUCUCAUCAAAGAUCCGCCCGACGAGCCCUCUCUGAUCCCUCCACCAACCGACAGACGUAUUGUGGCGGAUAUGGCCAAAGAUGGGCAUUUUCUUUUUGGCAACAGAGAACUUAUAGGCACCACGUACCCGGCUCCUGGAACGUGGGAAGGCUUACAGCUUCCCGAAUAG
Molecule: messenger RNA, 1749 nt
Organism: Ilyonectria robusta
Lineage: Eukaryota; Fungi; Ascomycota; Sordariomycetes; Hypocreales; Nectriaceae
Exons: 3
Coding region: 1-1749 (582 amino acids)
Molecular function (GO): oxidoreductase activity; FAD binding
Source: RefSeq, a predicted model, not a curated record